Rotaria socialis is the source of this 2730-nucleotide messenger RNA. The record is from the annotation of a GenBank genome assembly. Lineage: Eukaryota; Metazoa; Rotifera; Eurotatoria; Philodinida; Philodinidae.
AUGAUGAAUCGUCUACUUGUUCGACGUUGUAGCAUGUCCUCGAUCGAGGAAGAAGACGAAUCGGAAGCAUUUGAUGAACCAAUUAUAGAAGUCGAUAAAUCAUUGUUGUCUUCAUCACAACAAGAACAACGUGAUCAUUUAUCAUCUGCUUCUGAGUGGGAUUCUGAAUUAUCUGAAUCUGAACAAGAAUUUGACGAUCAUGAUGAAAAUCGAAAUGAUGAUAGCGAAGAACAAGCAGCAAAGCGUGCAUUACAAUGUUUUAAACAAUCAUCUUUAAAAACACAUCCAACUGAAAUGAACAGUUCUUAUUCACCGUUUUCUAUUCAUCUUUAUGAAGAAGAAGAUUCAGCUGAGCUGGAUGCAAUUAUGUCUGAAUUACAAGAUUUUAAAGUCGAAUUGGAAGAAAAUUCAAAAUCUUCAUUAUGUCAACAACCAUUAUCAAUUCCAAAAUAUAAUAAAAUAGAAAAAUCAGCCAUGAACCAUUGCCCAUCAACUUCAUCUGCAAAAUAUUCUUCUUCAUCGUCAACAAAUGGUUGCGUUUAUGAACUUCGCACACUUGAAGAUCAACUUGAAGCUGCUUUAGCUAGUUUAUCAUUGACAAUUAAUGAUUGCACAACGAACCAUCUCGAUUCUCAGCAACCGAUUUCAUCUGAUUCAAGUGCUUGUUCAAGUGGAGUUGGCGAUGAAAUUGGCAAUGAAUCAUUUCAUUUAUAUAAUCUAUCGAAUACAAAUCAUCAUGCUGUAUCAUUUGCAUCAAAGCUUACUACAAAUACAGAUGAUUGUGAUUCAGCAUUUAGUGAUUGUGGAUCAAAUGAUAAAAUUACCUUAGUCAAUCACGACGAAUCAGCAACCUACCGUUCAAUGCUUCCAACAACAGAUCCAAUAAUCGAGACACCGUUAACUAUUCUCGAUCAUGAUAAUUCAUUAUUAUCUCAUGCUCGGCAUCCAUCAAAAAUACUUGUUCGUACAUAUAAUGAUGAUGAUUCAACAAAAAGUAUAUUCAUUGAUGAUUCAAUGUUAAUACGCGAUGUUCUAUUCGUACUUGUUCAUAAAAAUUAUCGAGAACCUGAUAUUAAUUAUGCUCUUGUUGAAGUCUUACCUGAUCUUCAUAUGGAACGUAUAUUUGAAGAUCAUCAAAAAUUAACUGAAGCCAUUCUUAUGUGGCCAACUGUGUCUUCAAAUCGACUUAGUUUUACUAAACGUUUUGACAAAUAUAAUUUUUUUCGAACGAUAGAUUCGACUGGCGACUUACCGGAUACGCCUGAUAUUGAAGGAAAUAUUUAUUUAAAAGAAAAAUCUCGUAAAUCAUGGAAAAAACAUCUUUGUGUACUUCGUCCAUCAGGCCUUUAUUUUAUACCAAAAGGCAAAACCAAAAAAGAUCUUGUUUGUGUGGCAAAAUUCGAAAACAUCGAGUUAUUUUUUGGUCUUGAUUGGCAAAAGAAAUUUAAAUCGCCAAGUGACUUUUGUUUCGCACUAAAGCAUCCAUUAAUACAAAAGAAAAGCUCGAAAUAUAUCAAAUAUAUGUGUGUCGAUACGAAAAUUGAAUUCGAUCGUUGGAUUAUGAAUAUUCGAAAAGCUAAAUUUGGACAACAAUUAAAAACUAAUUAUUUACUCAUGGAUAAAGCGAUGAAUAUUUAUCGCUCAUCAGGCCGUCUCACUACUCGUUUUGAAACACCCAUUGAACAGCAGCAACAAGAGAAAGAUGAUUCAUUUAAGAAUGAUCGUCGAACAUCGAUUUUGCAUAGUCAAUACUAUGAAGUUCUUUCAAAUACAUCCACUAAUGAAAACAAUAAUAAUAAUAGCACCAAUAAUGAUUACGAUGAAAAUAAUGAAAAUUCUCCGAUUAAAUCAGCUAGUUAUAUGGAUGAAUUACGUCAAAGACUUGAACGUGUUCUUAAUGAUACAUCACAACCGUGUUCAACUUCAUGUAAUUCUAUUCAGCCAGUAUCGAAUACGAAGGAAACUGUUCAUCGGCCAACAUUAAUGCCUCCACCGAAAUUGAAACAAAUAAAUUCACAACGUUUAACUUCGACUGAAAAUUUUCAUAAAAUAAAUAAUCAAAUAAAACCUCCCAUAACAAUUGGUUCUACACCACUACCAAGAAAACAAAUACAAUUAUUUGGAAAUUUAUCUUAUCGUACCAUGAAUACAAAUACUCGUCAGCAUCAACAACAAAUGAGUAAAAGCUUUAUUGUAUCAUCAAAACGAGAAGAUGAUAGAAGUACUGGUUCAUUGUCAACAACAUCGAAAUCGGAUUCACUGAAUUUAGAAAGUACAGAUUUUUCUGUUCCGUCAUCAUCUUUUCUUGAAGCUCUUAAGAAUACGAACAAAAUAACAAAUCUAUUUAAGCCCAAACCAACCAUUAGCCCUAAUAUAAAUGCAACUCGUUCGAAACAAUUACUACCAUUGAAAAAACCGAUCAUUGCAUCUCAGACAAAUAUUCAGCCACGAUCUCCAGCCCUUACCAAAACUGGACCUUCGCCAAUGUCUCUUAAAUUGUCAACUUCUAUAGCACAAAUGCCUAAACAAAAUAGACUCAUAAACUCAUCAGUAUCGACUACGUCGUUUAAUAAUAACAAAACUACAACAAACGCUGUUAAUAACAGCAAGGCCGUCCCGCCAAUCCCGCCACGCAAAUCCAGUAUUCCACGUUCAGGUUUGAAACCUCAACCACCGCAACGAAAUUCAUCAUCAAAGCUUCUUCGUACACCGCAUGUUAGUCAUUUAUGA